AAGUAUGACGGAUGAUAUCAAAUGUCUCACGGACUCCCGCAUGAGAGCAAUGGAGAUCAUAAAGCAAAAAAUGGUUGAGAUGAAAAACCAAAAUGAGAAACUAAGUAAUGAAAAUGCCGAGCUGACAGACCGAAGUCAGACACUUGGUAAGAGCUAUGAGGAGCUCAUAAUCGAAAACGAAAACCUCUCCAAGCAGCUCAAGGACCUAACAGAAACCAGCCAAAACACGGAGGACGAGUUGACUGCCCGAGUCAACAUACUGAAGGAGGAUCUGCACGAAGCGGAUAAAAGGGCGGAUAAUUCGGAGCGGCAGGUGGUGUAUUUGUUAAAGAGAGUUCAGCAACAGGAAGAUCUUGUUGCAGCCUACAUGGACGACUACAAGGGCACCGGCCAGUUCAUCGACGAUUCCAUGAACGAACUAAUUGAUAUUUGAGUGAUCUCACAAAAACGUCAUGUGACGUCAUCAUAUCACGUGUUUCAAGGGUGCUGUAAAUAUGCUAAGUUUUAGGUUCAUUACCGACGUUAGAGAAGAGCUAUUGCUACCAAUAUUUCUUGAUUAAUAGGAAUUAUUAAUAAGAAUUAUAAUUGUUUUUAUCCAUAGGAAGCGUUUUGAUCACAUUAACAAUCUUUUAGCUAGUGUACUGACAAAUCAUUAAUUGUUGUUUAAAAUCUAUCCUAACAAUCAACCGUAGAUUAAACCACAUUAUUAUUUUAGUCGUAUUUUAUUCAGAAUUUAAUAAAUUAUAAGCAGAUUUUUACUUUCAGUUUUCGAAAUCGAAGUAAUAAUUAAAUGCUUCGUGAUCGCUGUUAAAUUAUGCAUUGUAUCAGUUAAAAUUGUGAUUAUAUGUUUAUUAAUUUUACAUUU
Messenger RNA from Bolinopsis microptera, 865 nucleotides. RefSeq names its product M protein, serotype 6-like. The transcript has 4 exons. The record is from RefSeq and is a predicted model, not a curated record. Bases 5 to 433 code for a protein of 142 amino acids. NCBI's taxonomy places the organism in Eukaryota, Metazoa, Ctenophora, Tentaculata, Lobata, Bolinopsidae.